ACCUGACAAAAAUCACAUUUCAGUCUAUCAAAAAAAUUAAAAAUUGUUAGUUUGUGAGUACUUUAUCAUUAAGCUUAAAAUUUAUUUAAACAACUAUAUAGGUAUCAAUGUUUAUGGUGACAUUCAUUGAACAAGGGAUAUUAUUCUACAUUCUACACACUUAUAACAUAAAUAUAUAAUACUAWAAUAUUGUUUUACGUGUCUACUUAUACGAAGAAAAUGAUGAGACCMGUGCAAGUUGUUCGUCCUCAUAAUUUGGAUGAAUAUUUAUUGAAUCUAUUAAAAAGUAUCUACAAAACUAGGAACCUUUCUGUGGAAGAAGUGUCACAGUGGUUGACUUCGGCACCUUUAAAUUCAUAUUUCCGAGUCAACACCUUGAAGAUCACGCCUUUAGAAGUUAUGGCAUCUUUAAACGAACAAAUUUCAAAUCUGAUAAGACUUAAAAAUAAUGAAAAAAACCAUCAUUCAGUUAGAGUACAUAACAAUUUGAGCGAUUGUAUAGUAAUUUCGCCAAUGGAUAAGUCAUUAUUAGACUUGAGUCCUAAAAAAGAAGAAGUUAUUGUUGAUAUUGCUACCGGGCAAUCUGCAUUACGAGGCGCUCAUAUAUUUGCACCUGGAAUUAUGGCAAUGGCACCUGAAGUACAAAUUGGUUCAUCCAUAUCAGUUUAUGCAGACUUAGCUAAAGGGUGUAAACGAGGCUACCAAAAAUAUUACGAUAACCCAUUGAAAAUGUUUGUUGGCAAUGGUAUUGCUAAAAUGAAUCGUCGACAGUUAUUUAAUGGUGAUAUGAAUCCUAAAGGUAUUGCGGUUGAAAUGACUGACCCUACUACAGGUAUCCCUUCAUUCACAUUGCCCAGUGAAUAUGGAAUGUUACAGAAUUUGCCUUCUGUUGUAACUGGACACGCACUUGAUGUCAAUGAAAACAAUCUUAAAGUAUUAGAUAUGUGUGCAGCACCUGGUAAUAAGACCACACACAUAGCAAUUUUAAUGAAUAAUAAAGGAUCAAUAGAUGCAAUAGAUAAAUCGAAAGUUAAAUUAAACAAAGUUGAACUUCGAUGCAAAAGUUUUGGAAUACAAAAUGUGAAGAUUCAUCAUUUUGAUUCAUUGAUUUGUGCAGACACGAACAAUAUAAAUAACAGUGAUGAUAAACCACCGUUUAAAAGUGAAUCAUUUGAUCGUGUGCUUUUGGAUGCACCUUGCAGUAAUCUUGGACAACGGCCAUUACUUAAUAUUGAAGUAGAUAAAAAUGUAUUAAAACGUUUUCCUGCCUUACAAAGAAAAUUAUUAAUAAAUGCUGUAAAUCUUGUUAAGCCUGGUGGUAUUUUAGUCUACAGUACGUGUACAAUAACGCUUGAAGAGAAUGAACACAAUAUAGCUUGGGUUCUUGAAAAGUUCCCACAGAUGGAACUAAUUGCAAUAAAUUCUGAAAUUGGCAGUCCAGGAAUUACAUCUCAAGCAGGAUUAAAUGAAGAUUUAUGUGCACUUGUAAGGCGUUUUGGUCCUGAAAAUGCUGAAGAAGAUUCGAUUGGAUUUUUCAUUUCUAAGUUUCAAAAAAAAAGUUCAAUAAAUUCAUAGUUGUGUACAAUAACAAUAGUAAUGAUAAUAAUAUGAAAUUAUUUCUAAAUUGUUUUCAAGUUGUCUUCCUUUGUCAUGAUAGCAUGUUUAACACUUCAGUCAUAGUUCGAUCAGCUAUAGCAUGUGUUUGAAAUAAACAAGAUUUUCAAUACAUACAUAUCGACUGAGAAUAGYUACGUACCAACUCGUAUCGAAGUCUAAGCCCGAUACAGGUCGGUACGUAUCCCUUGUAUAUUGAGCGUAUAACUUCUUGAACACAUGAGAUUAAAUCGAUACGYAUCGAUCACUCCAAUUUCUUCCUUGAAAAUCUUGAAAGUGUAUUCUAUUUAUAAAUGUGUUUCUCAUCUCUUCCUAGUUUCAAAUAUAUGAUGUAUAAAUUAUAAGCAAUCAUUAUAGAUUUGUCGAGAGAAGAAAAAGUUUAUCAGAUUUAUAGGAAU
Messenger RNA from Diuraphis noxia (Russian wheat aphid), 2012 nucleotides. RefSeq names its product tRNA (cytosine(72)-C(5))-methyltransferase NSUN6. Gene Ontology annotation, molecular function: RNA binding; RNA methyltransferase activity. Lineage: Eukaryota; Metazoa; Arthropoda; Insecta; Hemiptera; Aphididae. The record is from RefSeq and is a predicted model, not a curated record. Gene Ontology annotation, biological process: RNA methylation.